Molecule: messenger RNA, 4018 nt
Organism: Chelmon rostratus (copperband butterflyfish)
Lineage: Eukaryota; Metazoa; Chordata; Actinopteri; Chaetodontiformes; Chaetodontidae
Gene: gpr34b
Product: G protein-coupled receptor 34b
Exons: 3
Coding region: 246-1373 (375 amino acids)
Biological process (GO): G protein-coupled receptor signaling pathway
Cellular component (GO): membrane
Molecular function (GO): G protein-coupled purinergic nucleotide receptor activity
Source: RefSeq, a predicted model, not a curated record
CACAGCGCACAGCAGAAAGUCGAGUACGCACUGACAGGAAGGAAACGAUCUUGAACUUUCUGAGUCUUUCCUAAAUAGCAAUUUUAGCAAAGUCUUUUUCACAGAUUAAAAUUGAGAGAAUAUACUGGAGUGGCUCAGAGGAAAAGCUCAGAGGAAAAGAAAAGGAUUUAUUAUUCUUCAGCACAGAGUAUGUGCGCAAGAAGAAACAAGAGCUAAUGUUUUUUAAUGGAUUUCAAUGACGUGGGAUGAGGAUUGCAAAAAUCACCAUGACAAAAAACAUUUCCACCACGCCUGCCACAACCACCUUCCAGAUUCCACAUAGGUCUGUUUUUCUAAUCACCACAAAGAUCAGCGAGAUGAACUCAACAACAACCCCUGACCCCCUACAAAUCUGUGUGGAUCAUGGAGCACUGCAAAGCCUAUUGGCGGUGUUCUACUCUGUAAUCUUCAUCCUGGGUCUGGUCGGGAACCUGGUGGCCCUGUGGGUUUUCUUCUGUAUUCACUCUAAGAAGAACUCUGUGCGGGUGUUUCUCAUAAAUGUAGCUUUUGCAGAUCUGCUGUUGGUGGUAUGUCUGCCAUUUAGGAUACUUUAUCACAUCCAAGGUAAUGUCUGGAACCUAGGUCCCACCUUAUGUAAAGUAGUGGGCAACCUCUUCUACAUGAACAUGUAUAUUAGUGUCACGCUACUGGGACUGAUCAGCGUGGAUCGCUACCAAAAGAUCCAUCGUGGCCAUCGAGGAGUGCAGCACAGACUGCAGUCCACUAGGUGGAGCACUGCCCUUUGUGCAGUCAUCUGGAUUGUGGCCUUUGCUUUGACUUUGGUGCUCCUGAUGUCAAAGAAUCAUUCGCAGAUGAACAGGUGCUUUCACUACAGGCUGCUCCAUAAUGCAAAGUGGAAAGCUUACAUCAACAUCUUUGUGGUGGUUGUCUUCUGGCUUGUAUUCAUCUCACUAGUGGUGUCUUAUGGAAAGAUUGCCCUCAAGCUUCUAAGAACAUCACAUGAGAAACCAGGCCUGGCCAAUGCACCGCACUACGCUCAAACUGCCAGGAAGUCCUUCUUCAUUCUCUUUCUCUUCACCGUCUGUUUUGUGCCCUAUCACAUGGUCAGAGUGUUCUACAUAAAAACCCAGAUCACAGACACUUCAUGUUUCUGGCAGAGUGUGGCUGACAAAGCCAAUGAGGUGGCUUUGCUGUUUUCGGCCCUCAACAGUUGCCUGGAUCCUGCUAUGUACUUCCUGUUAUCCUCUUCAGUGAGGAAGCAGGUGCUACGCUUGGUGAGCAACAUGUUUUGUGUGCGAGAUGUUGCUGGAGUCAGUGGGAGCAGCUCCACUGGUGAGCUGGACAGUAAGAAUGGGAGGACUGCCAGAAUAUAGGCGAGCACCAGUUUAACCAGCAAUCUGAAGGAGAACACUGUUACUGAAUCCACCCCAGGGCUGGGCUGCAUCAACACGUAGUGCAAGGACAGUGAGGUUCACGACCACUCUCCUCAAUACAAACUAUUCUAUUUGACGCUGUCCUCUGAAUAGACUAUACCUGAAAUUUUCCAACUUGCCACCACGUCUUGCCUUUUUUACCAUCACAACCACACAAACGAAGGGGAUGCAGGAACUAUUUUUUAUGGAAGUAUCCUGAAUUAUGCAUCUUAUGUAUCAGUUUGAUUAUUCUGUCUGAGCGAAUAAACAAUACUAAGAAGGUUUAUCUGAUAUUGCCAUGUUGGUGUUGUCCACAUGAGGAGCAGGUCAGACUGGGGGUUUGUGUCCUGUGUGGAACUUAUUGUUCAAGCUUGUUGUUAUAUUGCUAACUUGUUAUUUUUACACUUUUUUUCUUAAUCUUUUUUCAUUCUUCUAUCACAGCAUGGUUAGGUUUAGGCAAUAAAACUACUUGUUUAGGUUUAGGUAAAAAUCAUGGUUUGGGUUAAAACAGGCUUUCACAAAGUUGGAUUAGGGUUAGGGGUUAGGUUAGGGAGCAUGUGUUUGAAAGUUCCCCCAUGUGCAUAUUUUUCUGGACUUUUUCCUCCGAGUUGCGAAGUUUUCACAUCAAACCAGCGUGAUUCGUCAGUCGCAAUGAUGGUCCUGGAGCAACAUAAUUAUGAUGUUGUGGGAACAACACCAAAACACCAAUAUCAGAUCGUGCUACUUAUGAUAUUAAUUCGCUAAACUUCAAGCAAAAACCCUCUCGUAAACUACGUGCUGAGAUUACAUGGUGGGAUUGGAGCAGGUGGUAAACAGCAACCUGUUGUGUAUGGUACAGGUGGUAACAUUAGCAGGAUUGGAUGGAGGCCAUAGUCACAUUGACAGCUGCACCUGACACUCUAAUUGUAUUUUUAAGUAUGGCAUCAUGCUUUAGUAGCUACUGUAUACAAGACAAAGUUGCAGAAAAAGUAAGGUUAUGGUAUAUGUAUAUUCCUCGCCAUACAUUCAACCACACAUGAAAGCAAACACAAGAUCUGUUCUGUUUUUCUCAUAUGGGUGUGCAACCUUUCAGGACAACACAGUAUGUCUACAAAUUACAAAUGCCAGACAUGAAAUUACAUAAUUACAACAAACAGUUGUUAAUUAUUAGUUAAAAUUUUGCCAAUUUACAAUUUAAGUCUCACAUAUGUACAGAAAAUAUAUAUCCAGUAUAUAAGCAUGGUAGUGCAGAGUUGCAGAGUAACACUUACAUAUCAUGAUAAAAUAAUCUUACAGUUUUGUACAGAUAAAAAUAAAUGACUUAGGCUGCAUGUUUUUAUUUUUAACAUCUUGCUUAUAUAUAACUUUAACAAAAAAUUUCAUCUUUAUCUAAGUUAACUUAAGGACAGUCAUGCUAUUAUAAAAAUUUAUAUAUAAAUAUAAAACACAUAUUUAACAUUUAAAGAUUGAUAACAAUUUCACAUCUGUGAACUUAAUGUCUGCUCACAGACACUAGCUGUGGCCAGUGACUUGAAUUGUUCACCACUUCCCAUGCUUUUGUAAAACAUUCAGAAGAGAUUAACAACUCUCUCCAGAUUCAUACUAUAUGAUUAACAUGAAUAUAUAUGACACUGCACGUUUGAUGAAAGAAAUUUACUGAGAUUUGUGCUGCUCACUUGAAGCUUAAUCCAUGAAUGGUUUUGAAUAACCUGAGGUGCUCUGUCCCUGCAAGUUACCACAACAAUCAAAUAAAGAAUAUGUCUGAAAACAUUUCUUGUAAAAGUUUAGAUGGUGCCCUGUAUGCAACAUUAAUGUCCUUUCCAGACACAUGUGUGGCUCAUGCUACAAAACUUUUUGGCUCUGUAGCACCAUCGCUAUGUGCAAAAAGAGCUUUACAUGAGUAAAGCCCUGCUUCACAACCAUAUGGUGCAUUGAGCUAAAAAACAAAAGCAGCAUGGCAACAUGCUCACAUUGACAAAGCUAACAUGUCGAUUAGGUUUAGCUGCAAUAAUGUUGACCAUGUUCACCAUCUUAGCCUGUUAACUGAAAUAAAGCAGCAGAUCAACGUGUGAUGCUACAGGCAACUUUUCACCAAGCAAAUACAAUGUGAGAUAUUCACACAAAUUUGCAGACAAUAUCAAAGUCAUGAUAAAUUAUCAUGUUGAUCAGAAGGUUACAGAGAACCCAGAAGAGCUUUUACUGAGCGGAAAGCAUGGGGGCAUUACUAACAAAAAGCCACUCUUUGGGGACAGAGCUUUUGAUAUGUAAAAAACAUGUUAUCCUACUAAGAAAAGUGUUGAGACUGUAUUCUGUAUUUUGAUGUGAUUUACUUAUUUUUAAGGCAUAAACCAGCGUGUUAAAUCAUGUUUUUUUUUACAGAUGAGAAUUUAAGUCGUUCUAUUUUCAAAAAAUAUUGACUGUGAUUUCUGUCAAACCCCGAACCUCUCUCUAUCUCUCUCUCUCUCUCUCUAUCACCCACCCAACCAGUUGAAGCAGAUGGCCCCCACCAACAGCCUGGUUCUGCUCGAGGUUUCUGCCUACUAAAAGGAAGUUUUUCCUCGCCACUGUCUCCAAGUGCUCGCUCAUGAGGGAAUUGUUGGGUCACUGUAGAUAAAGAGUUUGGUCUG